Amphimedon queenslandica is the source of this 758-nucleotide messenger RNA. RefSeq lists its product as uncharacterized. The record is from RefSeq and is a predicted model, not a curated record. NCBI's taxonomy places the organism in Eukaryota, Metazoa, Porifera, Demospongiae, Haplosclerida, Niphatidae. The coding region runs from base 28 to 645 and encodes 205 amino acids. The transcript has 3 exons.
AUUCAACCACUCAAGUUCCCUAUAAUAAUGAUAGGCUCUAUAUUGUGGAGUGUUCUAUUAAUACAGUUAGCUACAGGAUCUCCAGUAGUAUCACGAUCAACCAAUGAUUCAGAAGUUAAGACCUGCGAUAGUACAGAAUGCUGUAAAUGUGAACGUGCUGAGACUCAUAAAGAUGUACUUAAGGAAGGAACAGCUUUAACAAUAAAUGAAAUGGAGGAAAACAUAAAAAGGAUGUUCCCUGAUUUUGAUGAAGAAAGUAACCAGUCAGACUAUAUCAAGAUUCACAGACUGAAGAAAUUCCAAUUGGAAAUGAUGCAAAAAGAAGGGAAAUCAAAUUUUCUAAAAUACUUUGCAUCAUUGAUUGAUGAAAUGAUAAAAAACUCGUGUACGGUUUAUCCAAAGGCAUGCAAGAGUGGAAAACAGACAAGCAGGGCAAUCACUGAGCUCAAAAUAAGAGAAGAAGCAGAAAAAAUAAAUCAUCGUUUGAGAAGUAGUCCAUUCAAAAAUAUAGGCUGCGAGGUCACAGAUAGUAACAAAUGGAAAGCGUGCAAGAUUAAAAAAUACAACUUACUGAAAGAAAUAAUUGACAUAAAAGACUCAUGUUCGUACUUAGAUGAGGAUUGCAGCAGAUAUAAUUAUGACUAAAGUUUUCAUUUGUUACAUCUAAGGCACUUAAUUACUGUAAUUCAAUCUUAUUAUUGCAUCAUGAUAUUUUUGUAUAAAUAAUUUACUGAAAUGAAAUGGAAGUAUGAAAUCAG